CAACAUCGAGCCCAGAGCAGUUGCUUGAAGGAAGAUCGUGAUAAACGAAACUGAACGUCUCCGGCCGGCAGUUUACCUGCUUUCUGAACUUGUGUGCUGCGGUGUUUUGCGGGACAUAGAAAACAUUGUCGCUUUAAGAAGAAAGUCAACUUUACAGCCUGCAGUAUUAUGGCGCAUUAUAGAGCUUCAGACCCCAAAAGGGAACAGUUUCGGAGAUACUUGGAGAAAGCUGGUGUUGUUGACAGCCUUACCAGUGUGUUAGUGGCUCUGUAUGAACAACAAGAAAAACCCAACAAUGCUCUGGAAUUUGUGAAGCAGCACCUUGGUGCGGCCGGCCAGGCUUCAGCAGACACUGAGGCUCUACAGCAGGAGGUGAUGGACCUGAGACAGAGGUGUUCACGUCUGGCAGAGGAAAACAAAGACCUCAAAACAAGGCUCCAGCAGUAUGAACCUUUGUCAGAAGACGGAGCCACGGCGGACUAGACCCCUGCAGAGCUUUUGCAUGAUUAAUAUAGUUUUUGUUUAUAUUACUGUAACUUUAAAUUUCAAGACCAGACGACACUGUUAAGUGAAGGAUUUUUAUGCAGCUGUUUUUGUAAAUCUUAUUUCUAUGUUUCUUAGGAUUUAAAUUAUUCUGUACAUGUAUGUAAAUACAUUUUUUUUUCUUGUUUGUUCAGUCUUUAGUAAAUCUUUACAGUAGAAAGUGCCUUUCUGUAUGAUUGGACAAGUCAGUUCUUAAGACAUGGGACUUUUUUUGAGGGCUUUAUGUAAGAAAAUAAGCAAUAUGUGUUUUUCUGGCAUUGUUAUAAGCACAAACACACUGUUCAGAUCCAAAUGACAGUGUGUGACAAAGACAGAGGUCUGGUGCAAGUAAACCAUUGUAAAGAGCUCGGAAAUGUAAGUCACUGGUAAAAUAAAGCACAGUCUUCUAAUCAA
Messenger RNA from Thunnus maccoyii (southern bluefin tuna), 936 nucleotides. Its product is annotated as c-Myc-binding protein-like. Gene Ontology annotation, biological process: regulation of DNA-templated transcription. Gene Ontology annotation, molecular function: transcription coactivator activity. The coding region runs from base 169 to 483 and encodes 104 amino acids. The record is from RefSeq and is a predicted model, not a curated record. The transcript has 5 exons. Lineage: Eukaryota; Metazoa; Chordata; Actinopteri; Scombriformes; Scombridae. Gene Ontology annotation, cellular component: nucleus.